Messenger RNA from Torulaspora globosa, 2451 nucleotides. RefSeq names its product ATP-binding cassette long-chain fatty acid transporter PXA2 (gene PXA2). The transcript has a single exon. Bases 1 to 2451 code for a protein of 816 amino acids. Gene Ontology annotation, cellular component: peroxisomal membrane. NCBI's taxonomy places the organism in Eukaryota, Fungi, Ascomycota, Saccharomycetes, Saccharomycetales, Saccharomycetaceae. Gene Ontology annotation, molecular function: ATP binding; long-chain fatty acid transmembrane transporter activity; ATP hydrolysis activity. Gene Ontology annotation, biological process: very long-chain fatty acid catabolic process; peroxisome organization; fatty acid beta-oxidation. The record is from RefSeq and is a predicted model, not a curated record.
AUGUUAUCGCUGAUCGUCCGAGUAUAUCAGCGGCAUAGGCUGAACAUACUUAGAUCUUCAUAUAUUAUACUGCUUCUCACUACUCUGAACAGUCUGAGUAGUGGUACCAGCGCUAAAAAAGCCAUUAGAAGAAUAGCAAAGGGAAAGAAGAACCAUGGCGAUGUCAGCAGCUCGGAACUUUCGGAUGAAAGUAUUGAACAGCACACGGAGGGCGAGCUUCUGGAGGGGGAUAAGGGGGAUAAGAGCUCCGAAGACCGAAUUGAAAAGCAGAAAGUGAAGCGUUCCGCAGAUUUUCUUCUGAAACUGAUUUUAAAGGAUAAGAAAUGUAUUUCUUUGUUCAUUACGCAGGCUUUGCUUCUCGUAAUCAGAACUCUAUUAUCGCUUAGAGUUGCCACGCUUGAUGGUAAACUAGUCUCAACUCUGGUGAAAGCACAGUAUUCGCAGUUUUUGAAGAUUCUUUUAGGGCAAUGGAUGCUACUAGGGAUCCCUGCCAGUUUUAUCAACUCUUUGAUCAGCUACACUACUAAAUUAUGUUCGAUUUCCAUCAAUAGGAAAGUCUCUGGGUAUCUGAUAAGCAAAUAUCUGGCUAACCAUCACAUAUUUUAUUCCGUCGCGGCUGCCGACUCGUCGGGUGAAAUUCAGGACUAUUUGACUCGAGAUAUUUAUGCAUUUGCCAACAAUUCCUCAUUGUUACUAAACCAGCUGUUGAAGCCAAUGCUUGAUUUGAUCCUUUGCUCGUUCAAACUCCUGAUGUCAAACUCUAGCAUGAUGGGUGAAGGCACUUUGGCUCUGGGAUUGAUCGUCUACGUCUCCAAUUCAUUCUUAAAGAUGAUUCAACCUAAUUUCACAAGGCUGACGAUGAGAAGGUCAUCGUUGGAAAGUUGGUUUAGAUCUUUGCAUUCCAAUUUGCAUCUGAACAGCGAGGAAAUUUCCCUGUUAAGAGGCCAGUCGACUGAGCUAGCAAGCUUGGAUUAUUCGUUCUAUCGAUUAGUACUCUUCCUCAACAGAGAGAUCAAGGCGAGAGCUUUGUACGACCUUGCUACGAGUUUUGUCAUUAAGUAUACGUGGGGUGCUGCUGGUUUAGUACUCUGCUCGAUACCCAUUUUUUUCAAGAAUCAAACCGGCAUAGCUUCUAGCACUGAUGUUACCGCCGAUUUUAUUACAAAUAGACGUCUGCUAUUAACUGCCUCAAGUUCAAUCGGGAGAUUUGUCGAGCUGAAGCGAAACAUUCAGCAAUUGCGCGGAGUUUGGUUGCGUCUGAAUAAUUUCAAUGCUCUGUUAGAUUCAAGCAGCGAGACUGGACCGUCACAAGACUAUGAGAUAAUAGAGAAGGGGGAAAUCGAAUACAACGAUUCUUUGAUAAGAUUCGAAAACGUCCCACUAAUCACACCAGCGGACCAGGUCUUGAUACCAGAGCUGAAUUUUGAGCUGAAGCAUGGAGAUCAUCUCUUGAUUAUUGGGCCCAAUGGCUGCGGGAAAUCCUCUUUGUUCCGUAUUCUCGGUGGUCUGUGGCCAUUAAGGCAGGGGUCUCGUAAAACAAAGACGAAGUUGAUCAUGCCGCAUAGAUCUCAGGACAACGAGUGCUCUAUCUUUUAUCUACCUCAAAAGCCUUACAUGGGAAGUAGAUCUACCUUCAGAGAGCAGGUAAUAUAUCCUGAUUCAGUCGAACAGUUUGAGAAAAGGUUCAAUGGUGAUUAUGCGGAAGGGGACGCAUUCUUGGCGGACCUAUUGCACAUGCUGGAAUUAGAAGACCUAAUUGCCGAGAACAUGGCGCUGGCGUUGGCUCUCAGGAAUGCAAAGAAUAAGGGCAAUGAGGAUGAAGUAUCCAUCUUGGAUUCGAAGGAGGCCUUCGAUUUAUAUCGAAACUGGUCCGAGGAACUAUCAAUUGGCGUACAGCAAAGACUGGCAAUGGCAAGGAUGUACUAUCAUAAGCCAAAAUUUGCAGUCUUAGAUGAGUGUACCUCAGCUGUCUCACCCGAAAUGGAGCAAAAGAUGUAUGCAACUGCUCAAAAAUUGGAUAUAUCCCUAAUUUCGGUCUGCCACCGGACUAGUCUCUGGCACUUCCACAAUCACCUCCUGAAAUUCGAUGGUAAAGGCGGAUAUCAAUUUGGGAGGUUUGACCCUAAGGCACGGUUAGCCAAUGAGGAAAAACUAUUGGAAUUGAACGCCAUUUUAGAUCAACAGGUGCCGGUUUGGGAUAAAAGAUUAAAGGAUCUCACUGUCGCUAGGACCUCAAAUUUAAUCAGAAAAUCACAAACCGAUUUGAGAUCCUUAGGGUCCCGUCAGCAAAGUAGUUCCUAUCCAAACAAAAGACCAACAAGUCGUGAGGCUACGGCGGGAGGGACUACUAGGCGUCAGCCGACUUCUAGUCAACGUAAGCCUGACUCAAAGCUGCAUACAAGAGAUGGGGAUAUAGAUGACAAAGGCGCAGGUGAGACGAGGCAGACUUGA